AUGUGCCUUUCAUUAAUCUUGGUCAUUCUUUGUUUUAUCUUUCCACCUCUCGCAGUUUUAAUCGUUCGAGGAUGUGACGUACAUCUUCUACUGAACAUAAUUUUUACGAUUCUGGCUUGGUUACCUGGUGUUAUCCAUGCAAUCUACAUUUGCUUCUAUUUUCAAUCUUCGCCUGCAUUCAAUGUUUGA
Molecule: messenger RNA, 189 nt
Organism: Brugia malayi
Lineage: Eukaryota; Metazoa; Nematoda; Chromadorea; Rhabditida; Onchocercidae
Exons: 2
Coding region: 1-189 (62 amino acids)
Cellular component (GO): membrane
Source: RefSeq, a predicted model, not a curated record